AUGAAUAGUGUGAAGGCAAAUACCCUGGCACAUUUAUACAAGCAGCUGAAAACUAUCUGGAGUCCACCAGCACAACUCUGCAGCCUGGCCGCCUGCACUCCUAAAAACAGGAAUGAUGCAUUGCAUCCACUUUGGCAGAGUCCGCUUACAAUUCCUGGGGGAACCCGACAGUCUCCUAUCAAUAUCCAGUGGAGAGACAGUGUUUAUGACCCUUUUUUGAAGCCUCUGAAAAUCAGCUAUGACCCAACAACCUGUCUGCAUAUCUGGAACAAUGGAUAUUCAUUCCUGGUUGAGUUUGAUGAUUCUACUGAUAGAUCAAUAAUCGUUGGAGGUCCCUUGGAAAACCAAUACAGGCUAAAGCAGUUCCACUUCCAUUGGGGAGCUAUAAAUGAGUGGGGUUCAGAGCACACAGUUGACAGUAAAUUUUACCCAGCAGAGUUGCAUUUAGUACACUGGAAUGCUGUUGCAUACCCAACUUUUGAAGAAGCUGUGAUGGAAGGUAACGGCUUGGCUGUUAUUGGAGUGUUUUUAAAGCUAGGAGCACAUCAUGAAGAGCUGCAGACACUGGUUGAUGCCUUGCCAGCAGUUAAACACAAGGACACUGUUAUUGAGUUUGAUGUCUUUGAUCCCUCCUGUUUGAUACCUUCAUGCCCUGAUUAUUGGACUUAUGCGGGCUCUUUGACUACUCCCCCGCUUACCGAGUCAGUCACAUGGAUUAUUAAGAAGAAGCCAAUAGAGGUUGAUGAGAAUCAGCUGGAGGCAUUUCGGAUGCUGCUCUUUACUUCAGAUGGUGAAGAAGAAAAGAGAAUGGUAGACAACUUUCGCCCUCUUCAGCCGUUAAUGAACCGAACCGUGCGUUCAUCCUUCCAAAGCAGGCAUCUCUUGAAUGCUGAAGUUCAGCCCGAGGACCACGCUGAGCAGAUCAGGCCAUAGAUGGCUCAUGAAAUGUCAGUCCAGACUGCAGUACCUGGAUAUAACUGACAUGGUUUUUAAGUUAUUUUCCCUUUUUCUGCAGUAUGUGUAUGCCAUACCAUUUCACAGCCAGCCAGUUUCAGUUCUGCUGAGUGCCAUUUGCCCUUCAGUAGAGA
Molecule: messenger RNA, 1088 nt
Organism: Antrostomus carolinensis (chuck-will's-widow)
Lineage: Eukaryota; Metazoa; Chordata; Aves; Caprimulgiformes; Caprimulgidae
Product: carbonic anhydrase 5B, mitochondrial
Exons: 7
Coding region: 1-933 (310 amino acids)
Cellular component (GO): cytoplasm; mitochondrion
Molecular function (GO): zinc ion binding; carbonate dehydratase activity
Source: RefSeq, a predicted model, not a curated record